UGCGUAGUAUGCACAUUACCACCAGAAUAUUGUGAAUUUGGUGGUACCACCAAGAGAUGCCAGGAGUGGCUGAAGACGACACACCCCGCCAUGCACGAGAAGCUGUACUCGCAAGACGCCAUAGAAGCAAACUUGUCCACGCUCUCACUCGAUGCGCAGAAGCGCGCCGAGAAAGACGCCGCCAAAAAGACUGCCAAGGCCGAAGCAGCAGAGGCGAAGCAGAAAGAGCUGAAGGCCGAAGCUUUCAUCAAGAUCAAGCGCAUCUCGCGCCAGAAGAACAAGUAUGUGACGUGCGUACAAGGACUGGAGGCUCAUAGCGUCGAUCUGAAAAAGGCCGCGAAGGAGUUUGGCAAAAAAUUCGCGACGGGGAGCAGUGUGACGAAAAUCCCCGGUGGUGGCGAGGAGAUUACAGUACAGGGUGAUGUCAGCGAUGAUCUUUUUGAUUUUCUGCAAGAAAAAUAUCCGGAUAUACCCGAAGAUAACAUUGAGUUGAUCGAGGAGAAGAAGAAGAAGAGC
This is a messenger RNA of Pseudovirgaria hyperparasitica, 516 nucleotides long. Its product is annotated as density-regulated protein DRP1. Gene Ontology annotation, biological process: translation reinitiation; formation of translation preinitiation complex. The annotation marks the transcript as partial. The transcript is spliced from 2 exons. NCBI's taxonomy places the organism in Eukaryota, Fungi, Ascomycota, Dothideomycetes, Acrospermales, Acrospermaceae. The record is from RefSeq and is a predicted model, not a curated record. Gene Ontology annotation, molecular function: mRNA binding; translation initiation factor activity.